AUGGCCUCUAUUCGCGUUCUUUCCUUCGAUGCUGAGGGCCGUCCCGUGCAGUUCACUUCCUGGCUCGACGACCUGCAGUUGUAUCUUAUGAGCAAUAGCACGGACCACAUCUCCCUCUAUGACUACGCGUCUGGUGCUGCCGCUGCUCCUGCUGCCACAGCCGAGCUUAGUGUACGUUCACAGUGGCAGACUCGUGACGCUGCAGCUCGCCUGGCUAUUCGCAGUCACCUGCCGUUAGCUGAGCUAGAGCACUUUGGCGACUGCAAAACCGCUAAAGCCCUAUACGACGCUGUCGUUGCUCGCUACUCCUCACCUGCCACAGCCGAGCUUAGCCGUCUCAUGCUGCCUUACCUGUUCCUUGACCUGUCCACCUUUGCUACAGUCGCCGAUCUUAUCACCCACCUUCGCACUAGUGAUGCUCGCCUGCGUGCCGCCCUUCCCACCGAGUUCUGCGCUAAGAACCCCCCUCCCCUGUACUGGGCACUCCACUUCAUAGUCACCCGUCUCCCUGACACCCUCAGCUCAGUGCGCGACUAUUUCCUUGCUCGCUGUCCCACUGAGCUCACUGUCGCCCUCCUAGAGGAGAAGCUGCUAGCAGCCGAGAAGAGCAUUGUAGCUGUUGGUGCUGCUCGCGGCGCUCCUCGCACCCCCAUCUUUGAGGGGUGCUCUCCCUCUCCCCUCGCUCCCUCCUAUGCUACUGCUGCUGCUGUUGACUUCCUUGGUGCUGAGUCUGCUGGCGCUGCUUCUGCUCCUGGUGGGAGGCGCCGCACCGGCAAGGGCAAGGGGGGCAAGGGUGGCGGGGGUGGCGCUGGGGGGGGAGGGGGUGGGGGAGGUGGGGGGGGAGGCGGUGCUGGAGGGAGCGGUGGCGGGAGUGCCGGUGGGAGUGGGGCCGGCGGCGGAGGCGGGGGCGGCGGCGGGAGCAGUGGCGGUGGUGGCAGCGGCGGCAGUGGCGGCGGUGGCGGUAGUGGCGGUGGCGGUGGCGGUGGUGGCGGUCGGAGCGGAGGUAGUGGCGGCGGUGGAGGUCGGAGUGGAGGCACCGGCUCGGGCCAGAGCUCCCAGCAGCAGCAGCGUCCCCAGUCGACCCAGCAGCUUCGUGAGUGGCUUGCUCAGCGUGGGACGUCGGGGGGCAGUGGCCGCUGUUCCUAUGUCAUUCGCACAGGUGAUCGCAAGGGGCAGACGUGUGGAAAGUUCCACACUCAGUACCGCUGCUUCUUCCGCCUUGACGACGCUUGGCGUGAGGAGAUGGGCGAGGAUGUUGAGCGCCCUCGCUGGGCUGAGCUGAUGAGGGCUGGGGUUGAUAUCUUUGCUCUUGACUAUGAUGCUAUUAUUGCUGCCAUGUAUGCAUUGACUGUUAGUGCCGAGGGAGACUGUUACUUGUGUGUGCCGCCUGACCCAGGUAUAGAGCCCGCUGCCCUAGGUACUAGUGAGUCUGCUCUCUCUGGUAUGGUGCCCUCUGUGGCUGCUCCCUCCAGUACUGUCCCUGCUACUUGCGAGUCUGCUCUCUCAGGUACAGCACCCACAGAGACUGCUCUCUCAGGUACUGCACCGGCUGAGACCUGUCACACCUUCACCCUUGACUCAGGUGCUUCCCGCUGCUUCUUUCGAGACAGUACUGAGCUCACACCGCUUCCUGCACCGGUCCCAGUCUCCUUGGCUGACCCCUCUGGGGGCCCAGUCCUUGCCCAGUCCACCACUGUGCUCCCUUGUCCGGCGGUUCCGUCUGGCUCGUUGACGGGUUUCCACCUCCCCUCGUUCUCGACGAACCUGGUGAGCAACGCUGUCCUCCAGGAUCAGUGGGUUGACACCUUUACCCCUGGAGGACAGCGUGUGGCGAUCUGCACGUGCUCCAGGACCGGCCGUCACCUGGCUACGUUUACUCGUCGGCCGGGGUCGAGUCUCUACACACUGACCACUGCGUCUCCUCAGGUCGCUGCUGUCGGUCAGGUGUCCGCGUCAGGUCUGGUGGCCCACGCCUGUGAGUGUCGUUCCCUGUCGCACCAGACUCUUCUCUGGCACCACCGCCUGGGUCACCCCUCCUUGCCACGCCUCCGUGGCAUGCACCGUCGCCGCCUUGUGUCUGGUCUUCCCAGGUCCCUCCCUCCUCUCCCUUCCUCGCCUGCGCCGCCUUGCCUUCCUUGCGUCGAGGGGCGGCAGCGCGCCGCUCCUCACUCCUCCUCGUUCCCCCCGACAGAGGCUCCUCUGCAGACCCUCCACCUGGACGUGUGGGGCCCAGCCCGCGUUCGUGGCCAGGGCGGUGAGCGGUACUUUUUGCUGGUUGUCGACGACUACUCGCGUUACACCACGGUCUUCCCCUUGCGCACCAAGGGUGAGGUCCCUGCUGUUUUGAUCCCUUGGAUCCGCACAGUUCGUCUCCAGCUCCGCCGCCGUUUCCGGACGGAUCUUCCUGUCCUGCGUCUGCACUUUGACAGAGGUGGUGAGUUUUCCUCCGACCUCUUGAGGACCUUCUGUCAGGCGGAGGGCAUCGAGCAGACCUUCACGCUUCUGGACUCCCCACAGCAGAAUGGGGUUGCUGAGCGCCGCAUUGGCCUGGUCAUGGAGGUCGCUCGUACCUCCUUGGUCCACGCGGCGGCUCCCCAUUUUCUAUGGCCGUUUGCUGUCCGGUACGCCGCGCAUCAGCUCAACCUCUGGCCCCGUGUCUCCUUGCCGGAGACCUCGCCCACACUGCGUUGGACGGGGGAGGUUGGCGAUGCGUCGCGCUUCCGGGUGUGGGGUGCUCGUGCCCUUGUCCGCGAUACGUCCGCGGACAAGCUCUCCUCCCGCACGCUUCCCUGUGUCUUCCUUGGCUUUGUCCCUGACGCGCCGGGCUGGCAGUUUUACCACCCCACCUCGCGCCGGGUCUUCGCCUCUCAGGACGUCACCUUUGACGAGUCGGUCCCUUUUUACCGUCUCUUCCCCUACCGUACUGCCCCCCUCCCUCCCCCGCCGCUUUUCCUUGCUCCUGGUCCCCCUCCGGUAGACCCCCUCCCCCCUCAGGGUCCUGCUCCUUCAGGUGUCUCUCAGGUAGACCCUCCUCCCGUCGCUGAGCCUGUCGAGGUCACAGGUGACUCAGGUGCUGCUGCAGGUGGUGCUGCUGGGAGUGCUGAGCCUGCGGGUGCUGGGCCUGGGGGUGCUGGGACUACGGGUGCUGGAGCUGAGGGUACUGUGCCUGAGAGUUCGGCGCCUGGGGGUGCUGAGCCUGGGGGUGCUGCGACUGGGGGUGCUGAGCCGGCGUGUGCGGAGUCUGGGGGUGCUGAGCCUGGGGGUGCUGCUACUGAGCCUACGGAGCCUCGGGUUGCUGCGUCUGGGGGUGCUCCGGUUCGGGGUGCUGAGCAGUCUCUCACACCACAGCAGCUUCGUGACUGGUACGUCCGGCGCUUUCGCCGUCCUAGUGGCUCGGCUGGAGCUGGGGGUACUGGAGCUGCCGGGACUGGUUGUUCUGGGAGCACUACGACUGGAGCUGCUGGAGCUGGGGACUCUGGAGCUGGCGGCGCUAGCGGAGUUGUAGCUGCCGACUCUGGGGGUGCUCUUCCUUGCGGUGCUGCGGACCCUGGGGGUGGUGCUGCUGCUGGUGCUGCGGACCCACCUGGUGGAGCUGCUGCUGGAGCUGAGGACCCGAGCGGUGGCGCUGCUGCUGGUGCUGGGGACCCGGACGCUGGAGUCUCUUCUGCUUCUGGAGACGCUGCGCGGCCGCGACCGUACUUCGUACCGCUCCUUCAGCAGGUUCUUGGGCAGGCUCCUCCUCCUUGUCCUCCUCCCUCCGUAGAGUGUCCUCCGACUGUCCAGCCGCAGUCACAGUUACCGCCUGCCUCGCCUCUCCCUGCUCCCUCUCCUUACACUGGUCCCACAGGAGGUCUUACAGAGCGUCGUGAGCCUGAGUCUCGUCCUGCGUCGCCUGUCCGUACUGCUCGCACUGGUCGUCGUGUCCGUCGUGAGCGUCCUCCUCCUGUCCCAGGCACUCACUACAUGACUCUGCGUCCCUCUACUGCUCCUCAGCGUGUCCCUCUGCCGUCUCCUCCUGCGUCCUCUUUGCCUGCUGUUCCGGACCCUGAGUCUGACAGGUAUCGUGCUGAGCACCCUACUGUCACGCGUCUCCUAGCUACUGUUGUCACUGACCCUACCUUUGAGUCCUCGGCUGCGUCUGCUCUGGUCGCUGAGUUGGUUGACUUUGCUGCUGCCUGUCGUCUAGACUACGCUGCUCGCCUUGUUGCUGGGUCUGAGUCUGCGUCUGUCUGUCCUCCAUCCGUCGGGGGUGAGUGUGCUCUUGGCACGGACGUCCUUGAGGACAGGCAGGAGGACUUUGACUCUCUCGCGGCUGCUGUACCUCAUCUCGUGGCCUGGUUGCUUGCCCCUGAGGGAGACCCGGAUGCACUAGACAUCCCCACUCCGCGCACUUACGCAGAGGCGAUCUCGGGUCCCUACUCCUCUCAGUGGCAGACAGCCAUGGACGCAGAGAUGGCAUCCUGGAAGUCCACAGGCACCUACGUCGACGAGGUUCCCCCUCCUGGGGCGAACAUCGUCGAUGGCAUGUGGAUUUUCAGGGUGAAGCGGCCGCCAGGUUCUCCGCCUGUCUUCAAGGCUCGUUACGUUGCUAGAGGCUUCACGUGA
This is a messenger RNA of Closterium sp. Yama58-4, 4605 nucleotides long. The record is from the annotation of a GenBank genome assembly. NCBI's taxonomy places the organism in Eukaryota, Viridiplantae, Streptophyta, Zygnematophyceae, Desmidiales, Closteriaceae.